Molecule: messenger RNA, 2528 nt
Organism: Mizuhopecten yessoensis (Yesso scallop)
Lineage: Eukaryota; Metazoa; Mollusca; Bivalvia; Pectinida; Pectinidae
Product: N-acetylglucosaminyl-phosphatidylinositol de-N-acetylase-like
Exons: 7
Coding region: 1-819 (272 amino acids)
Biological process (GO): GPI anchor biosynthetic process
Cellular component (GO): endoplasmic reticulum
Molecular function (GO): N-acetylglucosaminylphosphatidylinositol deacetylase activity
Source: RefSeq, a predicted model, not a curated record
AUGGCGGGAAACUUGACAACUGACUUCAUCGAAUUUCUAUCAGAACACAAGGACGAAAUUACGAAGUACUUCGUAUAUCCGUAUCUUAUCUUAGCAGUAGUUGUUUAUCUAGUGUUUGGAAGUGUAAGAAGCUUCAAUUAUAGAGCAAUAUCUUCGUCUGUUCCUCAAAAAGUCCUUCUCAUCACAGCGCAUCCAGAUGACGAAUGCAUGUUUAUGGCCCCCGUUGUAUUGUCCCUAGUACGGGAGGGACAUUUAGUCAGCGUAUUGUGUCUAACAACAGGAAAUUACUAUGGAUUAGGAGAGCAACGUAAAGGUGAACUUUUGCGAAGCUGUGAGUUGUUGGGAGUUGGCAGGCAACAGGUCAAAGUUGAGGACAACAGUCUGUAUCCAGACGAUCCGUCCGUGACUUGGGAUGAGGAGGCAGUGAGUGACAGACUGCGUUCCACCAUCUAUACAAUACAGCCCAAUGCUGUGAUCACCUUUGACUCAAGUGGAAUAAGUGGCCAUAUUAACCACAAGGCCGUUCACUCGGCUCUACUCAGCUUAUGUGAGCAAGGAAUCAUGCCGCAAUAUUCCCGGGUGUUCUGUCUGAAUAGUGUCAAUAUCCUCCGAAAAUAUGUCUCCAUCCUGGACCUACCUUUAUCAUACGUCGUCUCCCGAAACAUCUACGUCUCAUCACCAUUAGCCGUUCUGAGAUCUUGGAGAGCUAUGUUUGCUCACAGAAGUCAGCUGACCUGGUUUCGUAUUCUUUACCUCGUCUUCUCGCGCUAUAUGCUGAUCAACACACUCACCGAGGUUUGUCACCAUGGUGACUGUUAGGGAAGACAACUCUUAUACAAGACAUAGACUAGGACAUGUGUGAAAACCAAACAAAAUAUUACGUACAUAAAAUCUAUUAUUAUAGAAUAUAAUAUGUUCAUCACAAACUUUUGCCAAAAUCAAUUUUUAGUCAUAUUGAAUUUAAGGAUGAAUAUGAAUGCUCAUGUGACAGUUAAAUGUGGUAACAGAUCUUGACUCCUACAGUGAUACCUGUCUAAUCUGAUACCCUGUGAGUCAAAAUGUGUCUGUUAUAUGUUAAAGCCUCCUACAGUGAUAUCUGUCUAAUCUGAUACCCGGUGAGUCAAAAUGUGUCGGCCAUAUGUUAAAGCCUCAUACAGUGAUAUCUGUCUAAUCUGAUACCCGGUGAGUCAAAAUGUGUCUGCUAUAUGUUAAAGCCUCCUACAGUGAUACCUAUCUAAUCUGAUACCCGGUGAGUCAAAAUGUGUCGGCUGUAUGUUAAAGCCUCCUACGGUGAUAUCUGUCUAAUCUGAUACCCUGUGAGUCAAAAUGUGUCGGUUAUAUGUUAAAGCCUCAAGUUAUUAUAAUUAUUGUAAUGUUAUAAAGGGUAUGAUAGGUACCCUUUCCAUUUUGUUGUAUUUCUGCAAAUUUUUCAGAAUACUUGAGUCAUAAGUUUGCCUUCUUUUCUCUAAUUAGUCUAACAUUGACCAAAUGGCCGGUUUGUGUGAUAAAUGUUUACUGCGGUUGGUUUUCUGUGUCAACUUUCUAAAUUCCUAAUAAGGUGUUUCUUUAGAUAGCAUUUCUAGUAAUUAUUUAACAGAUUGUCAAAAAAGUUUUCAUAAGAAACAUAAUUACACUAUCUUUUUUGGAUUAGACAGGAAGUUGGAAUACUCAGGGGUCGUAUUAAACAGGUUUCACCAAAUGUGGAAAUUUGUGGGGUCAUUGAAAAUAUGUGAAUGGGUUUAGAUUUAUUUUCGCUGACUUGGUACACUGCACACUGUGAAACAGCCCACUUUACUGUAUCGCCCUGAUCUGUUGGAAGUUCAAACAUCAGCUGUUUUGUUAAUUUUUGUUAAUUAUAGAUUCUGUUAUACUGCAAAUCCCAAAUGAACACUGUGAUAUUUAGGGGAAAAAAGUUUAAAUAGUUUGUGUUUAUUUACCGAAAAUUGCUAAUAUUUUUCAAGAUAUGUAUUUUCACCAUAAUUCAAACAGGAAUUUCUCCCAAAUGCAUUCCAUUGCAAAAACUAAUACUCACCUAAAUAAAGUAAAUAGAAGUUAGUUUUUUUUCUGUUUGGUGAAUCUGUAAAAAUUAUUCUGAAUUGAAUUUUUGAAGAAAAAAAAGUAUUUUAGAAAAGGCUUUACCUUGUAUCCCCAACAGUAUGGUUUUUGUUAUGAUAUAUUUCUCAAAAAACCCACAAUGUACCAGUUUUUUAACAUUGAACUUUUUGUUGUUGUUGCUGCUUUGUAUAUAUAUAUGUUUGUUGUGAAUUUCAGUGUUGACUGCUGAACAGCUUUUGAUAUCAAUACAUAUCAACCCGAAUAAUCAUGAGUGGGUUAUGUUUUUGUUAAACAUAUAUAUACAUUUUCUAAAAAAAAAUUUUUACAGUAUCCUCCAAAUAUAUAUAUAUUCUUACAUGAGUUUCCAUUUCAAAUGAGAUUUAUGAAGCAACUCUUAAGGGUUUUUUUCAAUUUAGCGAGCCUCUGGCGAGCUGAAAUGAAAAAUUUGUGACGAGUUUCAUAAAUUUCAUAUG